AUGGCCACCUAUCCAUAUAGCAUCGGUUCUACAUAUGCGAAGAACCCUGGCCUCCCUGAAAUACUUGGUGACAUCAAUCUCAAGCAAGCAGUUGUAGAAGGGCAAGCACUCAACCAGCAACAUCUACGACAAGCCCAAUCUCCGAGUCAAUACAUGCCAGCAAAUUUGGCAGAUACCCUACAAGAAAUCCGUGAAGAACUCCGUGACCUUAACAAUAACGUGAAAACUGGACGAGCAGAGACCGCGAAUGCCUUGAUUCGUUUACAAAACCGAUUCGUCGAUCCGAUGGGUCUCCAUCCUGUUCAAAAGACUGUAGCAGGGUCUGGUAUCCAACUAGCAAGGGCCCUCGCCCCCGAUCAUGCUUCCCGCAACGCCAUCGAUUGA
Messenger RNA from Laccaria bicolor S238N-H82, 384 nucleotides. RefSeq lists its product as uncharacterized. NCBI's taxonomy places the organism in Eukaryota, Fungi, Basidiomycota, Agaricomycetes, Agaricales, Hydnangiaceae. The record is from RefSeq and is a predicted model, not a curated record. The transcript has 2 exons. Bases 1 to 384 code for a protein of 127 amino acids.